UCAUGAAGUCAGCAUCGGACUUGCUGUCUCAGGGCAAGAGGAGCAUGGUAUGUGGCGAGAUCCCGCAGGCUGUCGACUUGUACCAGGAGGCUGUCCAGCUGCUGGUCAAGUCUUGUGGGGAACUGUCCAGGGAUUGUGCAGAUGCUUACUUCAGCUGUGGUUCUGCCCUCCUGGAGCUGGGCCGCAUGGAGACUCAAGUGUUGGGUGUAGCUCUAGAAGGUGUCGAUGUUGAAGAAGAGAAAGAUGUGGAGAGCAGUGAGCAGUUUGAGAAACCUCCAGAAGAUGAUGGUGAAGAGCGGCACAAGCUACGAGAGGAUGUUUAUGAGGCCAUGGCUGAGGGAGAGAGGGAGGAAGAAUUGCACAAAUCUGUCAAAAACAAAUCUGGGGCAUCUAGUGUCACAAACUGUGAGACGUCUACAGAGAUAGCUGGCAUGGGUCCUGACCAGGCACAGAUUGUCCCAACAAAGAAACAGCUGACACAGACAGCUCAGGCAGGUAACGAUGGGGCACCGAUGGAUGAGACCACUGUGGAGCACUUAGUUACAGCCUCCAGUGAGGAGACAGUGGCAAAAGAAGGUAGUGCUUCAGCAGUAGAUAGGAAAUUAGAGAGUCAAGCUGAUGUAACAGAGCAACUGGGUUCCACUACUGCAGAGAGCAUAGAUCAACAGCCUGAUUGCAAACAACCAGAAGAGCUGGACAAAAGUGGACACCAGAAUACUGCUACAACAGCUGAUAGUCAGGUGACACCAGCACUGACUGCUGCAGGUCAGGAGGAAGAACAGAUGGACACUCGUCCGACGACCAUUAGUGAGCAGUCUACUGUUACAGGUGAUAGCGCAGGAGAGAAGGUCAGCCAGGAGAACAAGCCAGUGCUAGGAGACAGCAUCAGCCCCACAGAGAGUGAUGCCAGCAAGCAAGCUGGUCCUGGUGACCGCCCUGUUGGUGACCUGGAGCAGGAAACCUGUGCCGAGAAGAUUGUCACGGAGGCUGUAAAAGAGGCGUGCCAGAAACUAGCAGAUGAAGAGGCUCACAGCGGGGCGGCCUUGGCUGUUGAUGAUGAUACAGACAAGGCUGAUGCAGAUGUGGAGAUGGCAGAUGAGGAUGAUGAUGAUGCUGUGAAUGGAGCUGACGAUGAUGAUGGUGAAGAUGUCAAUGCUGAAACUGACAAUGAAGAAAAUAGAGAGGAAAAAGCAGAUGUAAGCAUUCAAAGAUUGUCACAAUGUCAUGAUGUCAUUAGCAAGAAUAAUUUGGAUGUCCCCAACUUCCAGCUAGCCUGGGAGUACCUGGAGCUGGCCAAGGUCAUCUUUCUCAAGUCUGAGUCGGUGGAGGAUCAGCUCAAGGCUGCGGACUGCCACAUCAAGUUGGGAGAGCUCAGCAUGGAAACAGAGCAAUACUCUACAGCUGCCGGUGAUCUAGAAGCUGCCUUAAAGAUUCAGCAGAAACAUCUGCCUGCUAAUGACCGACUGAUUGCAGAAACUCAUUAUCAGCUGGGACUGGCCUAUGGUUUUGGGGGAGAAUAUGAACAGUCCAUUCAGCAGUACACCACAGCCAUCAGUAUCCUCCAGUCCAAAAUUGAGUCACUCAGUCAGCUGGUCAAGGAGAAGGAGGUCAACGGUGAGGACAAAGAGAAUGCUGAAGUUGGUGAGCUGAAAAAGUACCAGGAUGAAAUCAGAGAGCUACAGGACUUGAUCCCUGAAAUAAACAAUAAGGUUGAGGACAUGAGGCUGGAGGCCAGGGAAGUGCAGCAGGUGAAACAGAUGGCACAGGAGGCCAUGGGCUUCCCACUUGUUACACAG
Molecule: messenger RNA, 1796 nt
Organism: Candidula unifasciata
Lineage: Eukaryota; Metazoa; Mollusca; Gastropoda; Stylommatophora; Geomitridae
Source: the annotation of a GenBank genome assembly